This is a messenger RNA of Meloidogyne enterolobii, 363 nucleotides long. The record is from the annotation of a GenBank genome assembly. Lineage: Eukaryota; Metazoa; Nematoda; Chromadorea; Rhabditida; Meloidogynidae.
AUGCAAUCUCUACCGACUGAAGUUCAACUUGAUGUUUUAAAAUGUCUUAAUUUCGAUCAAUUAAUCUCAUUUAAACAAACUAAUUUUUACUUUUGGGAGUUGAUUAAUAGAUAUGAAGAAGAAUUGGCUCGUAUAGAAUUCAUUUCACUCUCGAUAGUUUAUUUCGACAGUGUAGAGUUAGACUCAUCUAAAUUUAUUCCACUUAAAUCUGGAAUUUUUGAAUUUACUUUGAAUGAUCAACUUAAGAAGAAGUGGCAAACAGCAAUAGAUGAAUCAAUCCCGUUGUAUUUACAUGAUUUUGCUUAUGAUACAAAAUAUGUUGUUUGUCUGGACAAAAAACGUUUAAGACAAAUAAGUCUCUAG